This is a messenger RNA of Symbiodinium sp. CCMP2456, 528 nucleotides long. Lineage: Eukaryota; Dinophyceae; Suessiales; Symbiodiniaceae. The record is from the annotation of a GenBank genome assembly.
AUGGGCCGAACACGGCCACAUGAAACGGCCAGCAGAUUUUGGAGCCGACGUGUGGCCAAAACGUCCAGCCAAGGCUUUGUCGAGUCGCUUUGCACGAUUGUGGUAGAGCACGAUUUGGCGGGGCAUAGUUCGGUGCAGAUUGGUUCCACGGACCGGGGGUUUAGUAUGCUGUCUCGCUUGCUCGAUUUUACUCGUUCACGCCAUCGUGAUUUUUUGCAUGCCCGUAAAGGUAGUCUAGCGGAGUGCUUUUGCUGCUGUUCUUUUUUUGGGUUCAUCCGGGUUUGUUGGCAACCUAGCCUGUCGGCCCUCGUUGGCCACUUGCCGAGUUUCUUGAAACUAGGCGUCAAUGGCGUGGCUCAGACGGGUUCAGAGCGGAAGCAGGACUUGGCAGGUGCAGUGUUAGACGGCUCCAAUGAUGCGCUUCGCUGUGCGGACUUGCCGACUCGCAGCGCAGCGACGGCUCGCCCCAACUUUGCCACGACACAGCCGGCUUGCGCAGAAUCAGGACACCUCUUCCGCGCAGGCUGA